AUGCGCAGCGCAAUUGUGACCUCCCGAAAGAGGAAGCUUCGCGAACUGUUCGCUGUCGCGAGCGUGGUGGAUGGCGUUCCAAACUACAACUUCAAGGACCCAGACGCGCCGCCGACCACACCCGCCGAGUCGCAAUUUUUAAUCGACUGCGAUAUAUUACAGGGCCGCACAUUGAACGAGAAUGCUAUCCCUACCCGUGCACCGCUUCGUCUAGAAACCCUCAAACGACUUAAAGCUAGUGUGGGAAGCGCAGCAGAAGCGAAGGCAUCCAGCCAUGGCGGGGCGAAGGGCUUGGAAAAUGGCGUCGACCGCGAAACUGCGGCCCAAGUUUCGACACCCGAUUCUCAAGGCAUUCCUUCACAACCUGCGACCGUCUCUGCUUCUGGAGUUGCAGACAGUUCCGCGUCCCGACCUCAGAAUGCUUCAAAGCCUCUAGACAGCCCAGCCCGGACCACGGAAUCCCAGUCUCACCCGUCUUCGAUCCCCUCGCCUCCUGCAUCCGAGCCCUUGGGGCUCAAUGGCAUUCCCGGGAAGCCCAAUGCCGACCUGCCGCCAGAACAGGCUGGAGAGCCUUCAGCAGCUGCUUCGGUCAAGACAAAUGAAGUUGCCACACAGAAGAGCUUGGACAGCAAUAAUGAGCCGGUACAAACAAUGACGCGAGCUGUUGAUGCUCACACACCACCCCCGACGUCAAUGGAGGUCGAUAAAGACCGCACAUUGAUGCAACAUACCGAAGCAGAAAGGGCAGCUGGUCGCUUGGCACCGGGAGAAGGAUCAAAGGCUGUGGAAGUAUUGUCCUCGCCCGGCUCUACGGCACAGACGGUUGGAACGCCUACUGUCCAGGGAGCAUCGACCGAUACCAGCCCUGACCACGAGGGAUCUCACUAUGAAGAAAAGGAUCAACCAGAGUCUGAGCCUGACAGUGAUCGAUCGCUUCAAACACCGACUCAACAGGCGGUUCCGAAGGGACCCUUGUCUCAAAACUUAUCCAAUGCUCCUGCAACAGAAAUAGCUGCCGUUGAGGGUGGUGUUGAAGCACAGCUUCUCUUGGAAUCAGCCGCUGCCAAGAGCACUGAACCUGAAGGCGCAGCUGGCUCUCUCCCGUUGGGCGACUCUCGCGCCUUGACCAAUGGCGUGCGCUCAGAUUCGGUGGUACAACCAUCCAGUGUCGAGAGCACAUUUACAGAGAACCAUGGUUCUACCGAACCGAGAGUACAAGCUGCCACCGAGGGGCCUCCAGCAGUAGAAAUACCAGACAGCCAGCACGAAUCACCUAUUGAUUCUAUGGACAUUGACAAACCGACGGAAGCUACUGAUGCUGCACCGCACUCCCCGACCACCGCUCAACAGAUGCCUGCUGAGCGGGACGCCAAAUCUUCACACACCACAUUGCCCCCAACGCCAGCUACGGCUACCGAAGGUGUUGCUGAGGCCAUGUUGGACGAUUCUCGAGCAUCCAUAGCGCUUCCCGUCAAGAACAGGCACAAGAGGGUCAAAGGGUCACACCCCACAGUUGUGUUCGGCAAGACGCCAACACCGCAUGUCAUGCCAGGCGAUAAGUCCAUCGUCACAGCUCAGGCUCAAAAUGGACGCCUGCCAACUGAUGACUAUUUCACAACGUUGUUUAUCCAGGGCUUUGCGCAACACUCCAAAUGGAUGAAGCCAGUUGAAGAAUUGCUGAAGAACGCGCACAAGACCAUCUCUACCCCCGACUCCUACACGUCUAUUUUGGAGCAACAAGCUUGCAGAGUGUUGCGGCGUGUCUAUCACCUACAGCAACAGGACAAAUGGUCUCUGCGCCAACCAAAGAGAUGUCUGGAGCCAGCAAGGAAUCCCUCGCAUUGGGACGUGCUACUGCAGGAAAUGAAAUGGAUGAGGACGGACUUCAGGCAAGAGCGGAAGUGGAAAAGGACUGUUGCCCGAAAUCUUGCGCUUUGCUGCGCAGAGUGGGUCGCCUCCGAUCCCGCACGUCGUAAAGCCUUACAGGUCAAUGCCAUCAUUCCACCUCUGCCCGAUGUUGCUGUCGAUGACAUUGCGAUGAAAGAUGCCGAUGGCCAGGCUGGGGAUGCUUCGGCGGCGCCUACGCCAGAUCUGAUCCCCUCUGGCGAUUCGGACUCACCAGCGGCAUCGAUGGAUGAGCAAAGGGAUCAACUACCCGAGACGAUCGCACCGGCUGCCAUCUUCGCAAUGCAGGAUGAUGAGGUUGUGUUUGGUCUUCAAAGGACUCCGGCUACUGAUCGCCUGCUUGACGAGCUGCCUUUAUAUGGAACGCCUCUGAAAGCUCCCGUGUUCGACAUUACAGGUCCCGAAGUCGAUCCUGAUGCUCAUUGGCGCCGCCCUGCUCUCCCCCUCAGCAAGUAUGUGGAAGGACGGAUGGUACUCGCCCCAAGCAAUCCUCCGCGCAGGAGAGGGAGAUAUCAAUACGAGGCAGAAGAUGAAGAUGGCGAGGAUGAAGUCGUCUAUGGGAUGUCAGAUCGGCCACCCCAACUUGAUCGCGAGAAUCAGGAUGUCGCUCUGUUCAAUCCCGAAAUGAAGCCAAUCCGCGACAGACUCCACGCAGGGCAUCAAUUCCGACCUCCUGCAGAACAUGGCAUGCCAUUGCAGAGCUUCUACGAAUGCCGCUAUGCCUCCCAGUGGACGAUGGCCGAGGACGAUGAUCUCAAAGCACUCGUCCGUGAGCAUUCGUACAAUUGGUCCCUGAUCUCGAGCAUCCUGUCCACUAAAUCGAUGUUCGUGUCUGGGCCGGAACGACGAACCCCGUGGGAGUGCUUUGAGAGAUGGGUCCAUCUCGAGGGUCUGCCCAAUGAUAUGGCCAAGACGCAGUAUUUCAAGACCUACCAGAACCGGAUUGACACCGCACAGAGGGUCAUCAUGGAGCAAAACCAGAAGGCUCAGCAACAGGGCGCCGCGAAUGGGGCUGUCACACCUGUACCGCGUCGACGGCCCACGACCACUAUGCGGGUGGAAAGGCGCAGAAACCAGAAGCAUCUCGCUUUGAUUGACUCGAUGAGGAAGCUGGCUAAGAAGCGCGAAACGACACUACAGAAGCAACAGCACGCUGCCAACCUUGCGGCUAUGCGCAAACAAAACGAACCUCCAGCCCAACGAGGACCGAGCAAGACACCCAGGGACUACAGCUUGAUGAGGUGGGAACGAGACCAGCAGCUCGCUGAAAAGAUGGCUCAGUACGCGCAGCGGCAGCAAGAGCAACAGCGAAGAGUAGGUUUUCUUUUCGCUUGCCCUCAUGAUAUUUGCUUUUGCAAGCCACAGGAUACUGACGGUGUAAAUCAUCAGGCACUAGCAGCUCGAGCCCAAGGCCAAGUCGCCGCUGCUCAGGGCAGCGCGACUCCGGUUCCUCCGCAGGUGGCUGCCCAGAUGGCAGCGGCGAACUCUCUUGCUAACGCGGCGCGAGUCAAUGGCACUGGUCAAAUGCAGAUGCCCGGACAGGCCCGGCCCCGCAUGCCGAUGCAGGUGCCUGUCAACGGCAUGCCGGGUGUGCAACCAGGUCACAUGCCAGGUGGCUUGGUCCCGCCGAUGCCAAUGAAUGGCAUGCCUACCCAGGCUCAGUUGCAGGCAUUGCAGCAGCAACAAAGGAUGCAGAUGCCGAGCCAGGCCGACCUCGGCCUCAUGAUGCAAGCACGCCGCAUACAGGACCAGCAGCGACAGACGGUUCAGAUGCAACAAGCGCAGCAACAGCACCCGCCUCAGCAACAGCAACAGGCACAACAACAGGUCUCACAGCCUCAACAGUCCCAAGGCCAGCAGCAGCAGCAGCAGCAGCAACAACAACAACAACACCAAGCACAACAGCAGCAGCAACAGCAAGUCGCACCCGGUACCCCUGGCAGCCAAGGCUCACCAACCCCAAACAUGCGACCUGUUAUGAACAACGUCAAUCAGCAAAAAUACAUGGCUAACGCGCAAGCUAUGCUCGCCCAGAUGAACGCCAAUGCUGCCGCCGCCAACGGUAAUGGAAUGGCUACGCCGCCCGCAGGCACCGGGCUCUCUAUGCCCACCCUCCCGGCCGGCUCCCCCCGCGCACACAUGCCUCAACUGCAACAGGUCUCACCCGCCGUUAUUCAGCACUUCCGCGACUUCGAAGCGUCGGUCAAGGCGAAGAACCCGAACAUGCCACCGGAACAGUUGAAAACUCUCGUGGAGAAUGGGUACAGGAACAUGAUUAUCAUGCAGCGUGCCAACGCCAUGCAGGCAGCAGCGGGAGGCGCGUCUCAGCAAGCGCUUGUGAAUGGGAUGCCAAGCAAUAGCCCGCACCAGUAUGCUGCUCGACUGAUUGCUCAGCAGCAGGCCCAACAGGCGGCGGCUGCCGCUGCUCAGCAAGCCUCGCAGCACCAGAGGCAGGCGAGUGCUGGUGCAACCCCUGCUGCCAAAUAG
Molecule: messenger RNA, 4392 nt
Organism: Thyridium curvatum
Lineage: Eukaryota; Fungi; Ascomycota; Sordariomycetes; Thyridiales; Thyridiaceae
Exons: 2
Coding region: 1-4392 (1463 amino acids)
Source: RefSeq, a predicted model, not a curated record